AUGUACAAGAUUCUUGGUGUUGUUUUGGUAAGGACAUUCAUGGUUUUUAGUUACUAUUAUUUUAGGUAGUUAUUUUGUCAACGUAUGCUCAAGCUCAACAACCGCCAAUCGUGCCUCUUAAUAAAGAAUUCAACGUUGGUAAGGUUUUUGUUUUUAGUUAUUUAACUUUUGUUUUGAUUAAUGAGUUUAUAUAUUAUUAAUACAGCUAGUUUUACAAAUCUUUGAAGUACAACUCUUUCAAAAUAAGCAACCAACACCCUCUAUAGUAAACACGAAAUGUCGGUCAGUAUUUUACAGAGUGAUUUUUAAUGAAAAUUGCCUUGGCGAGGAAAAAUUUUUUGUUCUAUAAUGAGAGUCGCUUAUACAGAUAGUUUACUGUAUAAAGGCAACACUAUAUAACAAACCUAUGCUAUACUUUCAGGUAAAUCAAUCGAGAUCAUAUACAAUCUUACUAAGUUUGAUUUAAAUUUGGAGUUGUUGCCAACGACGAUCACAUCUUUGACCUUCGGCUGCUUCGAAGCGAAAAUAGUUUGCUUGUAUUUCGUGCAACACAUGGUAAUAAGAUAG
This is a messenger RNA of Bursaphelenchus okinawaensis, 567 nucleotides long. NCBI's taxonomy places the organism in Eukaryota, Metazoa, Nematoda, Chromadorea, Rhabditida, Aphelenchoididae. The record is from the annotation of a GenBank genome assembly.